This is a messenger RNA of Podarcis lilfordi (Lilford's wall lizard), 15551 nucleotides long. Lineage: Eukaryota; Metazoa; Chordata; Lepidosauria; Squamata; Lacertidae. The record is from the annotation of a GenBank genome assembly.
AUUACUGCUGAGCUGAAAAGGUAAGUGGCUUUUAGUUAAUGGUUUUCACCAAGUGAUCUUUCUAGUCUCUUGCAUUAGCUCUUCAAAAAUGUCUCUGUCUGUAAGUGAUCCUGGUUAGAAACUAACAGUUGUAUCGGCCAGGUAAUGCCCUGGCCUGGCACAGAUCUGAAGAUAUGUUCUUAGUUGCGUUUAACUUACAUUCUGCUUGCAACGUCUCCCCCUCUCCUUCACUUCUAAGCAGUGGGCAAGAGGAGGCAUAUCUCAAGGAAUUUAAAUGACAGUAUUUCUCAAAGUGAUAAACUCUAGCAUGUGUUAACUGUAUAUAAACACUACCCCAAAUGACCUUUUACUGUUCAGUAACAUUAUAAUGUCUGCUGUUCUUUCUGAAAGUUUCAAAGUUAGUAUUUCAUCUUUAACAUGUGCAAUUACUUGCACAGAAUGCAUGUAGAAGACAACACUUCUCUGUAGUUUAUGAAUGUAUACACUGGCUAAGUUGCACCUGUACUCAGGAAAGAAAUACUAGAUUAUUGGAGUUCUCCUAUUUAAGCAUUGGUAUAACGCAGAGAGGGGGAACUAUCUGGAAAAACACCUUCCUCUGCCCCACAAAUGAGAGUUAAUGAUGGGGUAGAAAAAGUGAGAUUGGACUGGAUUUUUUAAAAAAAAUGUCUUCAAACAAUUAUGGUCAAGUAGCAUUUUAGCCUUUACAAGCCAUAUGCUAAAUGAUAUCACUAGAACAUACUAAGUAGGGAUGGGGUAAUAAAUUAAAUUCAGUUCACAUUUAAAGAUGAAGCUACCUAGUUUGCACUUUCUGGGACAAUACAGAAAUUGACACUUUGAAAUGUUCGCUUCUCUGAAUUUUGCAAUGUGGCCCUCAAAGUCAAGUAAUAUGUGCAAAAUGCAUAUGCUAAAAUAGCACAUGCAUAAAGAUUCACAUAGUAGUGAAAUUAACAAAUAAUAAUGCUUUGGACUAGGGAAGCCUGCAUUACAAUGUGCAUAUUAGAAAUUUACAUUGCAACUGAUGAAUUUUCAUGGGGCCAUUAAUUUAAUACAAAAAUUCAUAAACUGGUGUGGAAAUCUAGAGGACUGAAUUUAAGAUUGGAAAAAUGAGGAACUGACAUUGACAUAUUCACCCAUUCCUAAUACCAAGGUAUAUAAGACAAUAUGUAGACGCAAUAUAAGUACGAAGGUCAUUAACUUACUUUAUUUCAUGCUUACUAUUAUCCUUUAUGAAUAACGAUACUAGAGGAAGUACAGCAGGCAUGAUAGCUGCACCAGUGUGUUAUUGACAUGGUAACCCCACCAUUACCAAACUACAGAUGAUGUUUAAAAUUUAAAACAGCUUUUAACAUUGUGGUUUGGGGCUGGUUCAGGGGAGCGGGAGACUGUGGAGAGCAGGGCUGCUGGUUCACAGACAUUAUACCUUAAUACAGUGGUGUCCAAACUUUUUUCAAAGAGGGCCAGAUUUGAUGAACUGAAGGGCUGUGAGGGCCAACCAAAGCUGUUGACCAUUUUUUUAGGAUUUAAGUUGUUGAGCCACAGUGGCCAAAUUGAACCAACCGGUGAGCCAAAUUAGGCCCCCAAAAUGAACUUUGGACAUGCCUGCUUUAAUACAAAAAUCAUUGGUGGCUAUGAAUCUGAAUGAGGGGCAUUAGGUACAAGGAGAGUGAGUGCCUCCCACUUUCUCCUUCUACAAUAGCUUAAUGAUUGAAAAAUUCACCUCUAUGCCCAGGAGAUAUGUAAGUUUACAAUGUAAGGGCAGGAAGUGUGAAAGUGUCAUGUCAAAAACGACAGAGUGUUGCAGAGGCAGGAAGCGCCACCUCUCUUUUCACCAUGCCCAAAGUCAUUCAGAUGGAGGAAAGAUACCCAGAGAAAUUUCUCUUUACAGAGGCAUCAUAUGCUUAAAGGGGCUGCCUGGCCACACCUCUCAGCACACCCCUGAUAAUGCACAGCUCUGCCAGUGCGCAAGUGUUAGCAGCAUUCCAGGGCAUAGGAGUCCACUUGCGUAGGUUUCUGCAUCUCAUCUUAAUACGUGGAUAGCAGGGCCAGGGCCAAUGAGAUUAUGGAAUUAUCAGGGCAAGGCUAGAGGCAGAAUGCAAUCCUAUCGAUUACAUGAUCAAACAAGUAUCAUGUGAAGGGAUCUUAUGACCGUCACACAUGUGAUUUUGCUAUUGCAAAGCUAAGUGAAGUCUUACUGUGUAUAAAGUAUACCCUGCAAAGAUAAUAGGACUCUAAACUAUUUGCAGUUGCUACAAAAUCCUAGUAGUUUACAUGACCUUGUAGUCUGCUUGGGUAUGGGUGUGCCUUAACUGACACACACAACCACAGAAAGAGAGAGAGGGAGGGAGGGAGGAGAUAUAUGAUUAUGGCUGGCUCUCAUAAAUCAAAACUCUAAUUGGCAUAUGCCUUAUUUGAAUUCACGAGAAUUCAUAUUUUCCUCAAUGUCUCAUCAUUUACAUCUGCUUUGAAUUUUCCCUUGCAUAGUCCCUAUUCAUGCUCACUGAAGCAAGGACACAUAGAUCAGAUUCCACAGUGACACCCAGAACUUUGGAAUGUUCUUCCUAUGAGACUCACCAAAGCCCAAACCUGACUAUAGUGAGGGUUAGUCUUUGGUAAUUAAUGUUAAUUUCUUAACUUAGAAAUACCUUUUAGUGAAUUUUGAUUUGUGUUGUUUUUUAAUUGGCAUGUAUUUUGCAUAUUUUUACUGCUGUAAUCCAGUGUAAGUUUUAAAGAUAAAGGAAGACCAAUUAAAUAAAUGGGGGUAGAGAGAUAUUAACAGUCUUUAUUGGACAUGAGAUCCAUGCAUAUCAUAUUACCAUAAAUUUAAUCCAAACUAGGGCUGGAAACCUGCACACAACUUAGGCUGCCUAAAUGCAGGUCCAUAAUUUUCAAGGUGGGAAUAUUUCAGCAGGAAAGGAAAAAAUCAGGGCAAAUGUGAAAUACCAUAUUUUUCUGUGUAUAAGAUGAUGCUUUUUGCUGUAAAAAAAGAGGCAAAAAUCGGCUGUCAUCUUAUACACGGAUAGUUAAUGCAGAGGGGUGUGUGUGUGUGUGCGAUUAAUGGCAGCUGCCAGCAGGAGACUGGCAGCGGCGAUUGGGCAGGUGAUUGGUGGCUGUGGCAAGGCCUGCUGGCGAUUGGCUGUGGCUGCGGAAACUGAGCAGGUGAUUGGCGGCUGUGGUGAGGUGGGUAGGCGAUUGGCGGCUGAAGCAAGUGGGUGGAUGAGCUGCUGGUGGCAGUGAGCGGGCAGACAAUUGGCAGCUGCGGUGAGGUGUGCGAUUGGCAGUGACUGUGGCAAGCGAUUGGCAGUGGCAGGCAGGUGGGUGAGCGAUUGGCAGAAAUGACCUCCCCGCCCCGCCCCCAAAGCUAAACAACUUAAUUUCUUAAUUGUGGGCUAAAAGGGGGGGGGUUGUCUUAUACAUUUGGGCAUCUUAUACAUGGAAAAAUAUAUGGGCUGAAUUCAAUUAAUCUUACAUUGAAAUUAAUGGGCCCAAAUUAGCCAUGGCUAUUAAUUUCAAUGGGCGUAAUCUGAGUAAAAGUUAAUUGGAUACAAUGCUAUAUAUUUGAAUAUGUUGAAGAAUAAAUUAUACUACAGCAGUUGAGAACUCAUAUCUCAUAAUAACUACAACAGCCAUCACCACCACCCCUCUUUUAAACAAAAGGGAGAGAGAGCCAGUAAACAUGGAGAAGCAGUAAAUUGGGCAAAUACAUGAAGCAUUGGGGUUGUAAUCACACUAAAUCACUACUAAAAAGUAGCCUAGCAAGAUCCCAUAAGACUAUAAGGGCAGUCUGCUUCCUACAAUGGCUAAUCUAAUGCUUCUGAGAAGCUGUAAGCAUGGUGUGAAGGCAAUAGUCCUUCUCUCCUGCUGCUCCCCACCAGUAAUUGUUAUUCAUUGAUUCACUUCCUGUGAACUUGGAGGUUCCUCCCAUGGUGAACGUCAUUGGUGGGAAUGAGGUGUAAUUAGGGUUCCACCUGUUCAUAAAGAAUUUGUGCUACAGAGAAAUGAAAUGAUAAACAUCAGUGUCUUUAAAAAAGAAGAAGUUAUUUUGGUUUAAGUUAUUACUGGGUGCUAAAGUGGCCCUUUGUAAGCAACCUUGUUGGAGAGAAAGAGGCAAAACUCAAAUUAGAAGCAAAGGACAAAAGCCAGAUCAGCUGAUUCCUGCAUUUCAGCUUUUGCCACUAAGUGUAUGUGCUAUUAUAUCUGCGGGCAUGCGCAUGCCGAGAAAUGUUAAACGAAAGAACAAGAAACCGGUUUAUUAUUACACAUGAAAGGAUUUCUGGGAAACACAUAACUAAAAAUAAACUCAACUAUUUCUCUUUUUUUGAGUCCCCCAUUUUCCAAGUGGAAAAUUAUAGUGGAUGGAACAAAAAAAAGAGAGAGACUUUUGUGUUGCAAGUACAGCGAUUUCAGCAUCAUGCCCUGUAAAUGAAAGCUUUAGUUAAGUGAACUUUGGGUAAUUUCCUGUGGGGGUUUCAAAUUACAGCCAAGGUGAAAUAAAAACAAAAAUGACAAAACUCACUUUGUGUAGUAAUGAAAUGGCUAUUGAUGGAAAGCAGAGCAGGUUGCGCCAGAAAGGAAAACAACAAGUAUGGCCAUGAAGAGAAAGGAAUAUUUGAGAGCUUGCUAAAAGCUCACUCGAUGUUUUAUUUGUUCUUCCUGUGGUUCUUUAAAGUAUUGGUUAUAGUGGGCGGGGCGGAGGGGGGGAGAGGGAAUGCAGUCACAAGGUAUGACAAAUGUUUUUGUUCAUUCAGUCAGAGGGCUUGUAACUCAGGAUAAGCAGAUUAAUUACAUCUUGAAUACCGCCACUUAUGCAGGGUGGGGAAUCAGCCAAAUAAUGAUUUGUCUCUUCUGCUUUGACUCAUUUCACAAGAAUUGCAGCCAUAUUUUGAACAAAGUAAUUGCAGCAAAUAAUUUGCUUUUCUUUUAUAUUCAGCUAUGUGGGCAAAAUAUUUACAAGCAAAUAAAAAGAGUGAUUUUUUGUGUGUGUAAAUUUGACUGAAGUUGCCUGUGACAUAUGCAACAUACUUUGAAAACAGGCACCAACAUGUACAGUUGACAUGGUGCCUAAGUAAGAGGAGAUACAAGAUCCCUUCACCCCUGUUCCUCAUAUCAUGCUGUUCUCUUUCCCCUGAGGUCCUCGUCUUGAGCAUAAACAUCUGCCAAUGGGAGCUUAUGAACGUAGGUUUUUCCCAUGCAAACAUCCAGGCUCCAUGUGUGUACUUUAGUGAAUAGGACUCCUAUACAUGCAUAGCCCUACACACAAUGUAUGGAGGGGGACUAUGGUGAUUUGCCUGAUGGGAAUAAAGUAAUUUAUGAGCACAAUUCUGCCAAGACCACAAAAGGGGAAAGAUAAUUCAUGAAAUGCAAUGAUGCAAUAAAGCAUUAAUCACACAAUUUUGUGUGAUUCACAAAAUUGAGUGAUUAACAAAUCUGUUCUGUCCACUGAAGAGACUUACCCCAGUAUCACCAAACUUAAAAAGUUACCAGAAUGUACUGAAACAAGAAAGGUAGCUGAGGAAAGUGAGGUUUCUUUUAGACAGUUAUGGGACCUGAAAACUGACCAGGACAUUUGUUCCUUAAAAAAAUUAUUAUUUUUUUGUCCCUUAGCUGUGCUAUCAGAAAGCUCGGAGAAGAGAAACCAAUCUUACAGAAAACAAUUUCUGAUAAUACACAAUGAGAAAGGCAAUACAUUUUAAAAAUACAUUCCUAUAAGAUGACCCUAUGUCUAGCUCAAGAAUAAUGACAGCUAUUAGGCCUUGUCUAUAAGACCAAACCAUCCUGCUAUCUUGAAAAAGAGAAAUGUGUUCUUAAAUUGCAAAGUUUUGAGAAAAAGCUAUUACAGUAGACAAGUGUUGAAUUUAGUAGUUGGGACUCCAAUUUUUCAAGGAACAAGCAGAGUGAUGGUAACUCCUGUCCUUCAUACUGCCAUUAAUCGCAUCAGCUGACUGGGAGUGACAACACACUGCUCUUUUCCCACUCACACCUAAACUUGUUAUUGUGAGAGUACUGUAAUUGGGCAGUUUAGACCUGCAUAACGUUUCCUUCUUAGCCCCAAAUAUGGGAGUCAGUCAGAUCCUGAGUGUAAGCCACAUGUAUUCAUUGACUCUUUUCACAGAAGAUUGGGAUACCCCCCAAUAUCUUGGUCUAUAGCGUACCAGUGAAUUCAUGAGAACACCAAGUUUAUAAAAGGGGAAACCUAGUAUUUGACCACAACUGAGACAACCAGAAUGAGAACUGCAAGAUAUCCUUUGUGUAUUUAUUAAUUUCGAUCUUCAAUUCAGUGAAUUUUGUGACUUUUUUUAUAUAAAAAAGAUGCAAUAUAAAGAUGAAUAUAAACUCUGAACUUUUUUACAGGUUCAUCAUAUCAAGAAAUAAGUAUCAUACCUGUGGAGGGAAAAUGAUGUUCCCAGAAGAAAUUAUGUUCAUUUUGCUGUUGGCUAACUUGCAGUCAACCAGAAAUGCUGGUGUCAAUGCGCUAAGUAUCACAGCCACUACAAGCAGCUUAAAUAACACAACCAUGAGUUCUACUAUAUUUAUAAAUAAAUCAUCCAAUAAAUCUGUAACUUCUGGAAGAACUCCUUCUGUAACUCUUACAUCACCAACAGACACUGAUGACAACACAACAAAAAAUAUGGUGAUGGAAAGCAGUACCCAAAGCAGCAGUGUGACACUCCUUAAUACUUGGUUAUCUUCAAUGGCACAUCAGCUGAAUCUUACAACAAAAGAUUCAAAUCAGACUUCUGCAAUAAUCAAUGGAACAUCAGGUCCUUCAGAGAUGCCUACAGUCAGCAGUGGCCUGUUCACAAUCUCUGAAAACUAUUCAGUCACAACUUAUAUCAAUUCAACAGAGAAAGCAAUGAACAACUCUACCACAGCCAACUAUAAUGUCAGUUCUACCACCAUAGUCUCUUCUAAUGGAACUCAAAUUGAUGGCAUAACAGUUCAUCCUACCAGUAGUAUGUCAAAUACAUCAACCAUGUCACCAGGUACUAAGAUCAACAGUGUUACAACAGCUUUACGGAUAAGUUUGCAAACCACGAGUCUGUACUCCAGUUUUACUGAUGGGUUGGCAGAAGCAAGAGAACCUCAAAAAGGUACCUUAAUUUUCAAGAAUAUUUCACCACUCAAUAAUAGUAUCUACAUUACCAUAGUCCACCCAGAGUAGAUAGAUAUUAUUAGACCCACUGUUGCAGCUGGCUCAGUUUUAAAAGGAGUUACAGAAGUUGAACUAUUUAUUUUGCAGAAGAAAAACCUGACAGGAUUCUAGUUUACAUUUACAUGGCCAUAGACAGACUUUUCUUAUUCUUUCCCUCCAUUGCAUUCUAAUAAUGGUAAAAUUGAAAUAAAAGGACAUCUUUUUCAAUGUAGCAUUAUGUCUGAGUGAACUAAUUCUGAAGAACAUCAGUGCACCAAGGAAGGAUAGUCAACUAAGUUCUCCUCAGAGCAGACUCAUUGAAAUUAAUAGAGCUAACAGUCAUCUUCAUUAAUUUCAUAGGUCUAGUCUUUAUAAGAUUUAGUUGAAUACCACCCAUAGGUUCUAUUUUAUUUUUGCACGUGGUCCUUGUUUAUAGGGAAGAAAAGCUUAUUUAGUGCAGAUUGUACAGCCUGUUCUGAAGAAAGAACAUUGCUUUCAUAAUUUCCCAACUUGUCUUCAGAGUUCUGACAAUGUCUAUCCCCCGCAAUCCAAAUGCUGCUAUAAAGAAUAUGUCAACAGAAAAUACCAAUACAGGGUAUAAAAUGUGCUACAAAGUUUGUAACCAAACUAUGCAGCCUACACUUCUUUUUUCCAUUUAGAUUUUAUUUAAGUUGGAAAGAAAAUAUACAACUGUUAAAAAUCAAAUUUCCAAUAUCUUUUUAUCAAAGAUAAAAGAAAGCAAUCUAAAUAAAAACACAAACCAGACGGUGAAAAAAGGAAAGCGUAAAAUAAGAAAAAAGAGAACUUCUGGUUCUUUAUCUAAAUUAUCCAAAACAUCUGCUCCAAGAUAGCACCCAACAAUUUUGCUUUCUAUAAACCAAUAUUUUCUUCAAUCCUCAAACCCAGAUAUAAUAAAUUCAUUUUCUUUUUCACACAAAAAGUCUAUAAUGGGUGCAGCCUAUACUUCUGAUUCCGACGGACAGGAAAUAAUUUCAGUAUAAAAAGUGGAAUAGACAGACAGAUGUGUGAAUAUCAUAUUACUUACUAAACAGAUUAAGUCUUGUUUGCAUUUAAUUUUACUCCUUAAUCUGUCCUGCACUGUGUCUCAUACUGCAAUUCUAUUGUUCAUGUUGUAUUGUGACAAUUCUAUCUACACAACUUUAGUUGUGGGGAAGAACAAAAAUACCAUAAAUAAAUAAAUAAAUGACAUAUGAUAAACUGUUUUCAUAAUAGUUUCUUUAAAAUGACUUAGAGUUAUAUGUAGAAGUGAAUGUUUUGGAUCAUAAACUCUGAUUGGAUGUUCAGAUCUUAUCAGGGAUCUAGACAUUUUGCCUUCGCUCAGUUGCCAGUCAUUAUUUGGGAUGACUAUAUGGUCUCUCUCUGCUCCCAAACCCCUAACAUUCAGGGAUUAUUUUCCAGAGCUGCUUGUGAAAGUUAUAUGUUUGCUUAAAAAUCCAUUUUGUUUUUGUUUUUCAGAAAACCGUAGUAAUGGAGCUGUAGUGUUUGGUGCAAUAGUAGGAGCAAUUCUAGGGUGUGCAUUAAUCUCUCUGGUGGGGUAUUUCAUGUGUGGGAAGAGAAAAACGGACUCAUUUGCACAUCAGCGACUUUAUGAUGACAUGAGGAAUGAUCCAGGUAAUGAAACAGCAAAACGAACUGAGACAUUAUAGUCACACAGAUUUCAUUUUAUUGUAAUCGUUUUGAGAUAGCUUUGAGAUUUUGAUAGCACAGAGAUCAUCCUGAGAACAUACCAAUUGUCUGGACUUCAAAGGAGGUACUUAAAUACUGAAUCUUCUGCUAAAAAUGGCACCCAAACUAUAGACUGCAGAAAGUAAAGGCUCAGAUGAUUCUGCACGUACGCUUUUACUCAUGCUUCAAUGGAAGCAGGUAAUAAAAGCAAAACACAAUCCAUACUACUGGAAAACAUAUCAACACCAACACUUUAUACACAUUGCAGUUCAAUGCCCUGCUAUCCACAUUUGUGUAGGAAAAUGAGAUUUAUUUGUUUGUGUUGCUUGAAGGGAAGCCAGGCUGUUCUCAUAUAUGAUAUUAUGCUUACAUGAUUGCAUUUAUUGUAGUCAAACUGCAAGGACAUCUGCAGAAGCAGAAAAUGUAAUUUACAAAUUCAGUUGGUUUCCCUUACCAAAUGCAGAUUUCAUGCUCAAAAUACACUCAUUUUAAUUUUCCUUAAAAAUAAAAUACUACCAGAAAAAAAUGCUCUGUCAUGAUGUUUCAGAACUAAACUUGAAACACUGCUCAUUAGGUUUGUUAUACCCCUUCUAUUAUCUAUAUAACAGUGGCACUAAAAGGUCCACAUUUUUCCUCUGAAAUCCAGACACAUUAUGCCACUUAUUGUACUGUUGGUGAUAUUAUGCCCUCUCCAAUUAUGAGCAGCAAUAAAACAGUCAGAAUGAAGUCUUUAAUGGGCAUCAAUCUACAUUAUUCCUGAAGCAGAUAGCUCUUCUCUGUAACAAUAGGCUAUGGAAUGAUAUGUUCAGAGAAAAGAAUUGCCCAUAAAAUGCUGUUGCAAGCUGCUCCUCAAACACAAACCUGGACACAUCAAAGCAAAGAAAGCAGUAUAAAUUCUUGUAAGGAGAUGUCUCUGAAGACUUUAGUUUACACCCAAAUCCAAAUUAAUGUGCUCUUGCUUUAGGUAGUUUCCUGUGCAAUAAACAACCAUUAGAAACAAACUAUCUAUUUAAAUGUCAAAUAUUUUAUCACAUGACACAAAAAAUGUAUUUGCAUUUCCUGCAUUGUUUCGACAACUGAAUGCUAAACCCAUAUUAACUGUAUUAAAACAUUCAGUUUUAACAUGGAUUUAUUCUGCUUUCUAACUUGCAUUAAACAGCACAGGAGAAGCUCAAUGGCCCCUUUGAGGCUAGGUGAAGAAACAAUGAUUUGUUCUUUCUCUUAGCUAUCUUGACAUGUUUAUUUGAGGCACUGAACCUCAAUCAAUUGAUUAGAAGUGGAUUCCAGUUCUAAAGUAGUCUAAUCUUGCUUCUUUCUUGCCUUUUAGUCAGGGGGGAAGGAAAGCAUUUGUGAUGGUUGCCCCAGUGAUUUAGCACCUAGAAAAGAUCAGGCAUUUUUCUCUCCUCCAUUCCUCUGGAUUUCCACUCUAUGAGAAGUGGAAAUCUGCAUCUACCUGUAAUGCUAAAUCAUGUAGCAUCACAAGCAAGAGGCUUGGGCUCACAUGUUUCCCUUCCCCUUCUGGUGAAGUUAUGAUGAAAGGUCAGGACCUACUACUUCUGGUUUUAUAUUAAUCACGGUUUAGCAUUUUAAACCUAAACUGUGGUUGCUCUUAAACUAUGGUUUAUUGGCUUAUUUCAGCUGCAGGGCUGGCAGGAGGCAGACUGAGGCAGCCACCUCAGGUGGCAGAAUCCUGCUGGGCAGCACCACUGUGGGUGCCCCACCCACCCCUGCUGCCACCACUCACUGGAAGCCACCACUGUGUGACCCAGGUAAACAAAGGCUUCAGCAGUGAGGCAGCAGAGGGGGGAGGGAAGCAUCUUCCCAUUUCCCCCCAGGUGGCGAAACUGGACAGGCUGCCUCUGUUCAGUUGUAGUUAUGAUUAACUAGAAUGUGUCAGGUCUGGAUGACAUGAAGGAGAGGAAGUGCAUGAGCCAGAGAUGGUCAUAUUUUCUCACCACACUAAGCUAUGGGUCAGUGUUACAUCUGAGCCAGCUCUACAGGCAAGGUAAGGACCAAGGAAAAAACAUGCUGCAGAAACAUCUGCUCAUAGAUUAGUUCUACAAAGCUAGAAGGGUUCAUUUGCAUCCGUUUUCUUGGCCUGAGCAAGGAAGUCCUGUAGAGCAGCCCCUAUAAUGGUUAGAGGAGAAGGAGACUUGUAGUUGCCAAAAUAUAGUGCUUCAGCAACAUCUGUAUUGAGGAAGAUGAGCAUGACAGAAAAUAUAUGGGAAAGGAGUUGCCAAGCUUGUGUUGUAUUUUUUGAAAUUGGAUGGUUGUCCCUUGCACCAUAAUAACUGACUGAAAACUUCAUGCCCUGGCCAGUGUGGUGAGGUGGUUAGAUAGCUGGAUAUGUAUAAGCGGUAAAUACACUUAUGAGUCCAUGCUCAGUUAUGGCAUUCACAGGUCAACCUUUGGAGAGUAUCUAUCUGUCUAUUGCCCAUCCUAUCUCACUGGAUUGUUGUGAGACUAAAAAUGCCACUCUGAGCUCAUGGGAAAUGGGUGGGAUAAAAAUAAUAGCUGCAUUUUGUAGCAAAACUCCAGUCUGUCAAAGUGAUUAGAGGGCCUCCCAUUGACUACUAUAUGAUUUUGAUCAAGGCCUUAUUUUCAUACUUCUGACAUUAUAUUUUAAACUAUUUUUAAAAAUGGAAAUGCUUUUGCAAGCCACACUUAUAUCCCAAACCGUUAUGUUAGUCACCUAAGAAAAAGACAGAUUUACUGCUGCUGAGUCGCUCUAGAGUCUUGAAGCAAUUCCAAUUCUGUUCCUCAGUAUUAAUUAUUCACACAUGACAUUUCCAGCCAUGGGUGUAUCCACACAUGAGCAAGUGUGUAUGGAGCUUGAUGUUUAAUCACAUUUUAUUCCAUACACAUCCCAACACCUACAACUGGCAAGAGUAGAAAUACUUCCUUAGUCAGAUGCAUCCUGAGAUAAAAUAAAUCAUUCAAGGACCUUUUUAACAUUCUAUUCAAAGGAAGCAUUGUUCAGAACCCUAUAAAUAUCUGUCUACAUUUAUUUUGCAGUUCUACGACUAGACAACGUGCCUGAGCCUUAUGGUGCAAGCUUUGGAAAUCUGUCAUACUACAGCCCUACAACAGUCAACGAGACAGCAGCCCAGAGCAGCAAAGAAUCUCCCUAUGAUGCAAUUCAGAUGAAUGACAUGUCCGCAUCACAACCGCCAGCACAGUAGUGUGAAUAACUUGUGUCAAAACAAAACACCUCACAUCCAUGGUUUCUUCUUCUUCUUGAGUUUAAGGAUCGGGUCAUAAUGGUUUGAAAGAUAUUUUUUUUGUUGCACCAGCCCUCUGCCUGUUGAUAUGUACAGUUUCCAAUAAUCUAAGCGAGGCAAUGCUUGUUGGCCAUGUUUACAAAUUUAUAUGCCCAGAAUUUCACUUUUGUGUGCAUUGUGUUUUGGAUGGUUCACAUAUCAAUGCCCUUUACUGAGUGGUCAAUUCCAGUGCUAACACACAGGUCCAAACUGAUUCUAUGGCAAAGAAUUGUGCUUUAUACAAAGCAAUAAGAACAUUCUACCUACAUUUUUGGAUCUGUAGUAUGUCAGUGACAUAAAUACGGUACCAAUGGUAUCCUCUCAUCAGUCAAUGUCCUUGCAUGUGUGAACCAAUUCUCAGUUUUUCUUCAUCUGUUUCAUCUGUAUUAUUUAACUUAAGUCUUAACUAUCUAACUCAAUUUGUUACCACCAGAUACGAUAGGCAUGAGCUCUGAAAAAACUUGGACGACUUUGAAAGAUCACAAAGGAUAGCUCUUUAUGUAGUAGUUCACUGUGAUAGCAGAAUGCAUUUCCUAUGCUCACAGUCAGUAUGUUUAGACUGCCAGAUGCUGGACAUAAACAAGAGAGGAUGCCUGGCUUGUCAACUUCCAUGACCAUCUGCUUGGCUGCUGCUAGAAUGUUGGACUGGAUGGACUUUAGACUAUUUUAGCAAAUCAAUUAUGGCAUGGAUGUUGUUUUUACUCUAGGGGAAAUGCCAUGAAUGGGGGAAAAGGGGGGGGGAGCCAAUUAUGUUCUACAAAUGCAAAAAGCACUUAAAUCAAGGGACUGGCACAGAGGUAGGGGUAGGUUUUUUUGUUUUUUGCCCAGGGGCCACAUUACCUUAUGGGCAACAUUCUGGGGUCUACAUGGCAAGGGUGGGUGCAGAAGCAGAGCUGGUGCUCCCCAUCUUGCCAAAAAGCAAUAUUCUGGCCUCAGUUCAGAUUAGCACAUAUAUUAUAGGAAUGCAUUCAGUUGCACAUGGAAAGAAAUGCAUUGUGCAAUAUGAAUGAGCAUUAGAAUGCACAAUUUGGCAUGGAUUCAGCUGGAGGUCGGAAUGUACAUUCUUCCCAACUAUAGUGCAUUCGUUUCAUUGGGAUGCUCACAUCCCCGUCCUCAUUUUACCACAUCUUGUCAACAAAGUAUGACUGGCCUGGCCAAUGAACAAUCAGCCCAGAUGUCCGGGCAAAGAGGCUGUCUUUUCUCUUACUGCAACACCAAUCUGAAUGCCACAGUCUCAACAAAAAUGGCAUUUUUCAGCUUUCAAUUUAUUGCAAGAUCCAAUCGGCAUCAGAAGUGGUUUCAGCUGAAAUGCAAAUAGAAGGCUUAGAGUAGUUAUUGUCUGGACCCAAGUGGAGAAUCAAAGGGCGCUCCCCAUUCCCCCCAGUUUUGAGGCUGUUUGGUUUCCCCUUGGCUGCUAUUUACACAACAAUUUUUUGUCUAAAUUACCUUCACCAUUGCGUACAGUUAGUUUGGCCCCAAGUCUUACAUGCAAGGAGAGCAAAUUGUCAUUUAUCACAGAUGCGUGUGGAAGAAGGGAGUAAUAAACUAGGAUAAUGGAAAAUAAAACAAAAAUCAAAGCAAUGUAUUUUUCAUUACAUAUUGUAUUCCACACAGGCUAGACUGCCAAGAGAAGUGAGAUUGCUUUAACUCUAGUGCUUGGGAUCACAAGGCGCCAAGGAAACUAUGUGACAAAAGAGAUGCUUCUUGAUAACAAUGCAAGAUAGGGAACACCAAAUUCAUCCCGAAACAUGGGUCCUAAAAUUUGCCAAGUAUCUUUUAUCUGAGAAGAGCAACACACUUCCCUGCUACAUGCAGGAAAUGCUUGCUGUAUGAAAGAGCACUGAGAGCCAGGGUGGAGUGUCAUCAGAUCUCAGUUUAUUCUGGGAACUUGCUGGAUAAACUGCGGGAAAACAGAGUCUAAGCCCAGCAUCCGGGGCCGGCAUGAAUGAGCACUUGCCAAGGCCCCCAAAGACUUAGGAGAGCCUGUCGCCAACACUGUCACUCCAUUGGGACUACCAGGAAGUGUCAGUGCCUCUGCCACCACUGAGCCAUAGCAUGGAACCUUUUGCUGUCUCACUUCAUUCUCUCCAGAUACGGUGCUUUUGGUUGGUGGUAGCAGCAACAGUAGUUUUGAAUGGGAGCUGCAUGGGUGCUUGGCUCCAAUCCUUGGUGUGGUGCCCACUGGGUAUUUUGAUCAUCCAAAAUGCAAUAUACUGAUGUCUAGUAGGGCAUUGCAUUUUGGGAGACUAAAUGUCGCCACGCUGCACAUUGGAGCAGAGCACCAGCUUGGUUCCCUUUCAAAAGUGGCAGUAGCAUGCAGCAGCAGCAGUGGCAUCAUAUAGUGGUUGUGGCUGAGGCUACAAUAGCAGAUAGCAGUAUUGGCAGAAGCCCAGGUCAGGCUCCACUGGCAACACUCAUGCUGAAGGCCCACUGGAAUCUGGCUCUAGCCCUGUCAGUCUCUACCUUACAGGGCUGUUGCGAAGAGAAAAUAGAUAGCUUCUUGAAUGCUACCCAGAGCCCCUUGAUGGAAGAAAAGGAUAUAAAUGUGAAAAAUAAUAUUUCCAUUGGCUUCUGAAUUUGCCACCGUUAUUAUUAAAUAUUAUUAGACCAAGGCACAAGAUGUCUUCAGCUUUGGGGUUGACCACCCACACCAAGCACGCUGAGAUAGUAUUCUAUGCUUUUUAAAAGUUAGGUGUCCUGCAGCACUGACUCACACUGACAUAUGAGCUGAAACAGAAGGGGAGAAUUUGUAGCCUGUUACUCUCUCAACUUCUAGUAAUAAGAGAUUAGAGACAGACCUUGAUAAUGCAAACAGAGCUUUCAAGACAGAAUGCUGAACAAAUUGUCCUGUGUAAAGCCUGCUUUCCAGUUCAGUCUUGAUGAGCAUAAAUAGAUAGCAGGUGCCUUUCCCCCAGAGAACUCUUCUUACUUCCCAAAAAUUGAGACUUAGAAGUCUGCCGUGUUGACAGCAAAGGCAGCAUUGAUCCCACAGUUCUUCCUUCCUACAUACGGACUGAAAUUUCAUGUUAUGUGCAGACUAUGGGAAUCGGAUGUCUCUGAUGGUUACCCAACAGGGUACCCUAAGGAUAUACUUAUAUGAAUUUUAGAAAUAGCAUGCCCUGCACACUGUAUGUAAAUAAUGCAAAGGGGACUUUAAAUAAAUCAACAGUAGCAGCAACCAUUCUGCCAUGAGUCAGAGACUAAAUGUAGAAAGUGUAAGUACUGCAUUACAAAUCCAGUGGGGUUGUCUUUGUAUCCCACCUGGUUUUGGACUUCUGUGGAUUUAUGUUGGUCUACUGAGUUGAGCUAUAUCCAGCUUUGCCUAUAGAAUCAUUAUUGUGGCUUAUUUUUUAUGACAUUUUGAUGCUUUUGGAGAGUCACCCUUUCCCCUUCACCAACCCAGCAGCUGGGAUUGUGAUAAAUGCAUAUAAAUACAUAUUUGUAAACUAUGUCAAUAAAGCUAUUUUUUAACCUUU